AGAAAGGAGAUGAUGGAAAAUCGUAUUUUAAAAAAAUGUAUAUAAAAGAAGGAAGAGAGGAAGAAAGGAAGGGGCGAGAGGGAGGGAAAGAAGUUAAGAGAAAGUAAAAAAGUUCUCUAGCAGACUACUCUCCAAUCACAGCGCAGGCAAACAAACUUGCUGACGUCUUCCCCUUGGCUUUGAACAGCGGUGGGAAAGGCCCAGGGUGCCUACCUGGAGCCUGCGGGACGCGGAGCGCGGUGGGGCCACCACGUGUCUCCCUCUGCGGAGGUCCCGGCACAGCCCGGCGGGCAGGGCGAGCGGCCGGCGAAGGAGGGGUGGCCGGCCGGCCGCGCUUUUCCCGGCGCGGAGGCAGCGGUGUGGGUAGGGCGGCGGGCAUGGCGGAGGCGCCGGGGCCGGCGGGGGCGCAGCUCAGCCUGCUGCCCGACCACUCGCCGCUGCUGCAGCCCAGCCUGGCAGAGCUGCGGCGCCGGGCCCGGGCGCCGGGCUCUCCGCUGCUCCCAGGGCCGCUCAGCGACGCCUUCCUGCUGCGGUUCCUGCGCGCCCGGGACUUCGACCUGGACCUGGCCUGGCGGUUACUAAGGAACUACUACAAGUGGAGAGCAGAAUGUCCAGAGAUAAGUGCAGACCUCCACCCUCGAAGCAUCCUUGGCCUUCUGAAGGCCGGCUACCUCGGUGUCCUGCGAGCCAGGGACCCCACGGGCAGCAAAGUGCUGAUCUACAGAAUCGCACACUGGAACCCAAACGUUUUCACAGCUUACGAUGUGUUUCGUGUAAGUCUAAUCACUUCCGAGCUUAUUGUACAGGAGGUAGAAACACAACGGAAUGGAAUCAAGGCCAUCUUUGAUUUGGAAGGCUGGCAUUUUUCUCAUGCUUUUCAGAUUACCCCAUCUGUAGCCAAGAAGAUUGCUGCUGUUCUUACAGAUUCCUUUCCAUUAAAAGUUCGUGGUAUCCAUUUGAUAAAUGAGCCAAUAAUUUUCCAUGCUGUCUUUUCCAUGAUUAAACCAUUUCUGACUGAAAAAAUUAAGGCACGGAUUCAUAUGCAUGGGAACGAUUACAAACAAAGCUUACUUCAGCAUUUCCCAGACAUUCUUCCACUGGAAUAUGGUGGGGAAGAAGUCUCAAUGGAGGACAUUUGUCAGGAGUGGACAAAUUUUAUAAUGAAGUCUGAAAAUUAUCUCAGCAGCAUCUCACAAGACCGUUAAAGGAGAAGUUAUUUAAUGUGAAAGCCUUCCUAAUUAAAAAUACAUGAGUGAGAUCCUGCCUGGUAUCAGAAAGAAAGAACAAGAAUCUUUUAAAUUAAGUAAUACUUUCCUGAUUGAUUUUUUUAAAAUGUAAAAAUCUUCUAACUUGAGCAAUAUAGGUAUUUGGGAAACUUUACUUCUUAAAUGCCUUUUCUUUACCUUUGAAGUAAUUAAAUGUUAGUGUACCUUAAAAGCAUAGAAGAGAUCCCUAACUCUCACAUGUUAAAGAAAUUUAUCUCUAAAGUACUUAUUCACGUGCAUCUCGGUUUGUUUCUGAAGAGUUUUAUUUUAAACAAGCUCUUUGCUUACAUUGGUUUAAUUACAAAUGUAUAAAUAGUUCAUGGACAAGAAAUAUAAGCACAAAUCAAAUGAUUAUAAUAAUCUAUUCAUACUCAUUUUGGGUGAGUAUCAGAUUAGAUUAUAAUUCAGGUUACAAUCUGAAUACAAUUUUACAUAGUUAUUUCUGUGGGCCAGAAAGGUGGUUCGCCUCAGGGAAAUUCUAUUUUAGCAUAUUUGCACAAUAGACAUUUUUGUUUGACAAGUCUUUAUGCCAUAAACUAUUAUACAUAGCAUCUAUAAGUUUCUAUGAAAUGACUUAUGUUGGUACAAUUGACUACACAGAGAUUUAGAGAUGGACUAAUAUUUAGUUGUGGUAUACAUGGACUCUAGUUUUUUGGGGGUUUUUUUGGGCUUCACUCAUAGCAUAUGGAAGUUCCCAAGCCAGGGAUUGAAUCCGAGCCACAGCUGCAACCCAUAUGACAGCUGCAGCAAUGCUGGAUCCUUAACCCAUUGUGUCCAGGAGCUGGGGGAGAUCAAACUCAUGCCACAGCUAUGACCUGAGCCACUGCAGAGACAAUGCAGUAUCUUUAGCCCACUGUGCCACAGUAGGAGCUCCUGUGGGCUCUAUUUUUAAUUGAACAAUAAUACAACUAUACAAGGGAAAGGAAAUGUUUACAUUUAAAAAAUCACUGUCAAUUACAUCUAGAGAUUUUCAGAUUAUUCAUGAAAUGAGUUUUACUAUAUUAUCGGAAUAUUCUAGCGAAAUCCUAUAAUUUUUUACUCAAAAAAAAUUGGUUACAAUGUGCUGUUUGUACCGUAGCUACGUCAAAGCAUAUUUCAUUUAUUGAGAAUGAUAUGUCAAUAUAGCUUUCAAUUUAUAGCAAUUUUUAUAGUAUUUUGUAAUUUUUAACUUUUGAGCUUGAAAAUAAAAGAAUACUGCGUACAAAAAUUGUUAAACAUUUUUUAGCUCAGUUGGGUUUCAGCAUUAAUCAUGCAAUAUAUCUUUGUGAAAGAAUAUGUAAAGGAUGUUUUUCUUUAUAAGAAAAUUAUUCUACUCAGGUGAGCUGAUACUUAUAAUUCUCUGUACAUAUAUCUAUGAAAAAUGGAACGUGAUUGUGAAUGUUCUUUAGAGAACGUGUCUGACUUUGAUUUAGCAUUGGGAAGCUAACUUUACAUUAUAAUUUUUAUUAAAAAAAUUUGGGAGUUCCCAAUGGGGCACAGCAGAAACGAUCUGACUAGUAUCCAUGAGGAUGCGGGUUCGAUCCCUGGCCUUGCUCAGUGUGUCCCCAGUGACGGGGGUGAGCUGCGGUGUAGGCCAGCAGCCAUAGCUCCAAUUCGACCCUUAGCCUGGUAACAUAUGCCACAGGUGCAGCCCUAAAAAAAGAAAAAAAUUGGAUCAUUCCUGUUUUCUAAAACAUGUUACAGUGUUUUUUUGGGUUUUUUUUGUUGUUGUUGUUUUUUGUCUUUUUGCCAUUUCUUGGGCCGCUCCUGCGGCAUAUGGAGGUCCCCAGGCUAGGGGUCCACUUGGAGCUGCGGCCGCCAGCCUACACCACAGCCACAGCAACGCAGGAUCCGAGCCGCGUCUGCGACCUACACCACAGCUCGCGGCAACGUUGGAUCGUUAACCCACUGAGCAAGGGCAGGGAUUGAACCCACAACCUCAUGGUUCCUAGUCAGAUUCAUUAACCACUGCGCCAGGACAGGAACUCCCAGUGUUUUUUAAAAAAUAAUACAAUUUAAAAUUGUGUAGUUAAAAAUGAUAGAAGAAUAAAACCAUUUUAAAAGUACAAACAAUAACAACAACGAAAAGCUCUUUUAUUUCUGGAAGAAGGUUUACAUCACAAGUUCUACUUCAUUUGCAUUUGGGUACUUAAAACGCUUUCUUAUGACUCUGUGAAGGAAUGAUUACUUUUGCAAAAGAAUACGGGAUAAUAUUUUAAAAUGUCUUUUAAAUAUGAUUCAUUGGUGUUGUUAUUAACAGUAAAUAGAAUUAAAUAAGUCGGUCGAUAGAAGUACAUUUCUAGAUAGGACUUUGAAUUUUUUAUGAAAUUCAACAUUUCACUAAAGAACAUCAAAAGAAUAAUGUGAAAUGUGGAGACGGUUUGAUAAGGUGGCAAGAUAAACAACUACUGAAUUGUCUCUAUUACUUUCUAUAAUUGCACCAGAAGUGCCUUUUAAAAAUAUUAACUCUAACAUGGGCCCAUUGUGUUUCUGAGCUAGGUAAUUUAUUUGUUUCAAUAUCAUUUGAAAGAAAAUAAAGAUGUUAUAUGUGAACUAUA
This is a messenger RNA of Sus scrofa (pig), 3802 nucleotides long. RefSeq names its product alpha tocopherol transfer protein (gene TTPA). Gene Ontology annotation, cellular component: late endosome; membrane. NCBI's taxonomy places the organism in Eukaryota, Metazoa, Chordata, Mammalia, Artiodactyla, Suidae. The record is from RefSeq and is a predicted model, not a curated record. Gene Ontology annotation, molecular function: lipid transfer activity; phosphatidylinositol bisphosphate binding; vitamin E binding. Gene Ontology annotation, biological process: vitamin transport; vitamin E metabolic process.